UAUUCAAAUCUCAAAACUAGACUAAAUCCCCAUAGUGGUCCCCCAGAUUCAGCCCGUGCACCAAUUUUGCCCCUGAGAUUCCAAUUGCACUGUUUAUGUCCCCCAGAUUCCGAUUCGAGCACCUUAAUGGUCCUUCGAAGAUUUUCCGGCGUGACUCAGCGACGGCGUUGCUUAUGUGGCACAGCCACUGCCACGUUGGAGAGUCAGAACGACGUCAUUUCAUGGGGCAAAAUGAUUGAAAGCCCACACGUCGCCGUUUUGAUCACAGUGAGAGUAGUAGUAACUUGGGCAAAAGGUUUGGUAUUCGUUACGUCUUCUCCUCCAUAUUUUCUCACCUCUCUCAACGCUUGGUCUCCUCCUCCAUAAGCAGUAGCGACAGGCAAGGGCACUGCUGCCUGGUUUCUUAACAUUGCUGUACUGAACUUGGGGGAAGGUUCGUGGUUCACCAUUGAAGCAUCGACUGAAGAACCGUUUAAGCUAGCUUCAAGAUGAACGCCGAAUUGUUAGACAUAAUGUUUCAUCAUGGGGGAAAUUUUGAGAGGGGGAAGGAUGGGAGAUGGACAUACACACCUGACAAUAGGCAUUGUUUGGGUGAUCUGGAUGUGGACAGGUUGGAUGUAUUAUACCUGAGAAAUUACUUCAAAGAGCUAGGCUAUGAGACCAUGAAGGAAGUUUGGUGGCAGGUCCCUGGGAUGAGCCUGGAAGUAGGUUUGAGGCGUUUAGACUCUGAUAAUGAGUUGAGAGAGCUAUGUUCUCAUGGUGGAAAGAACAAUGGGGUAGUGGAUGUCUACAUUGAACAUGGCAUUUCAGAACCUGAAAUAGUACAAGGAGAGGAUGUUGUUGUGCAUGUUGAUGACGAGGUGAGGGAUCUUGGAGAGCAAGCCAAGUCAAAUGCCAGGAUGGUGAAAGACCCCCCUGUCAAACCUACCACCGAGAAGGACCAUCCUAGGAGUUUAAGCAUGGUAACAUACAAGCCCCAAGCUAAAGAGGCGUUACUGAAGAAGAGCAAUGUGAAUUCUAACAUGGAGUCCCAGCCUAAGCCUAAGUCAAAGUGUAAGCCUAAGACAGUUCCCAAACCCAAACCCAUACCCACACAGAACAAUGUCACCAGGACUAGGAGAUACUGUCUGAAGUCUUCAGGGAAAGGUUUUUCAAAAGCAAAGAGAAAUGGAGGUGACCAUGUUAUUUUAUCAUCUGACUCAGACUCUUAUGACAGCUACGAGAGUGCUGAGGACGAGGCCUAUAAGCCACAAGAGCCGGAUGAUAGCUCAGAUGAAUCGGGCAUUGGAUAUACUGUUCCUUCACAGAAGAAGAAAGUCAAGAAACCCAAUGCAAGGAAGAAGGUCCAGGCUGAGAGUGGAAAGGAAAAAGGGAAGGCCAAGGUCUGUGUUGAUGAUGAUGGAUUUGUGGAAGACGUUUCUGAUGAAGAUGUGGACAUUGGAUUUGUGGGGGGAGGUAUAAAGGGGGAUAACCAUGAUGCUUUUGAUCCAGGGUCAGAAUCGGAUGGUGGCAAUUCGUGGCACUCUUUGGAGAUGAAAACACCACCUAAUUCAGAGGAUGAGCUGGUUGGAGAAGAAAGUUCAGAGGAGGUAUUUCCGGUGUUUAGACAUGGUGCUAGGUUCGGGGAACUACAUUUAGAAGUCGGGAUGAAGUUCAAUACUAAGUGGGAGUUCAAGGAGGCAGUGAGGGAGUUCACUAUACAAGAAGGGAGACGGAUGAGGUUUAGGAAGAAUGAUGGUAAAAGGGUGAGGGCAGUAUGUAAGGUGAAGGAUUGCAAGUGGGUUGUAUACGCAUCAAGGGACCACGAAGACAGUUGCUGGCAAGUUAAGACUUUCUUCAAUGACCACACUUAUCCACGAGAGGAUAAAAACAGGGCAGCAAAUAGAAAUUGGGUUGCAGGUAAGUUGGUAAAAAAACUAAGGAAAUAUCCCAAUUUCAGGAACUGUGAGGCUACAACAUAUUUCAAGACGAAAUAUGACUUGUCGCUCAAUAGGAACUCUAUAUCACGGGCACUGUGUGAUGCUAGAAAUAUAGUCUAUGGGGAUGCCAAGGAGCAACAUGCUAUGCUUAGGGACUAUGGUGAAACACUAUUGAAAACAAACUCGGGAUCAACUGUUCAGAUAUGCACAAAGCCACAGCCUAGUGGUGAGGUCAUAUUUGAGAGGAUGUAUGUCUGCUUGAGUGGCUGCAAGUCAGGUUUCAAGGCUGGCUGUCGUCCGUUAAUUGGACUUGAUGGGGCUUUUCUAAAAACUAUUUUCGGGGGGCAAAUUCUAUCGGCUGUUGGACAAGAUGCUAAUCAUCAUGUCUAUGUCAUUGCCUGGGCAGUUGUGGAAGUGGAGAACUUUGAGAAUUGGAAGUGGUUUCUAGAGUUGCUACAUGAGGAUCUUGGAGACUACAAGACCCAUGGGUGGAACUUCAUCUCUGAUAUGCAAAAGGUAAUUUCUUACUGAAACCUUAAUCCUUACUCUCACAUAAGUUUAAAUGUGUAAAACUGUGUUAGCUUGAUGUAGUGCAUAUAGUGCAGUAUACUGCCAUAUUGUGAUGAUACCUAAGAUAUAAUUGUUUGAUACUUUGUGGUAUAUACUAUGGUGUGCUGUUAGUGUCUGCUGCUAUACUGUGAAUACUGCUCUGAUCUAAUUGUUUGAUUACGUACUAUACCAUGAUGGUGUGCUGUUAGGUACUAUUACGGUGAUCGAUUUUCAAAGUUAGGGAUUAUUAUGGUGAAGGAUUGGCAAAGUUAGGGACUAUUAUGGUUAUCGUUAUGCAAAGUUAGGGACUAUUAUGGUGAUCGAUUUUCAAAGUUAUGGACUAUUAUGGUAACAUAAUGCUUGAUAUCUUCAGGGAUUACUGCCUGCUAUGAAAGCCGUGAUGCCUAAUGUGGGACACCGAUUCUGUGUCUGGCACUUGUGGCGAAAUUUCAAUAAGCAGUGGAAGGACCUGGAGCUUAGGGGACUGUUAUGGGAGUGUGCUAGAGCUACAACAUUUCAAGAGUUUAAGGUACAUAAAGACCCUAAAAAUGCUAGUGCACAAGCAACUGCAACUGCCCAGGCCACCACAACUGACACUGCAACUGCCUCUGCAUCUGCCAGUGCCACUGCAACUGCUACUCCAAAUGCAACUACUACUGCUACAGCUACGGCUAAUGCUAAUAUUACCAUCAAUUCUGCUCCUAUUGGUCAAGCAUCAGAAAUUGAUCCGUCACAGCCAAUUUGUUCUGAACCAGAAGACUCUCAAAAGUUCACUGAAGUAACCGGGGAACCAGCCACAAGACCUGCCAAACUGCCUACUAGAAGAAGGUCACCUCCAACAACCCCUUCUACAGCACUAGACCCAAUGAAGGGUGCGAGUUCUGCCACUGCUUCACGAUUCACAAAUUUUCUGAAGUUUGUGCCGACUCCUGGAUUUAAGCACCCCCGAAAGAAGUGAACUUUCAUAUUAGGACAUUAGGACAUUUUGCUUGUCAAGUGUUUGUUUUUUGUUAAAAGAUACAGUGACUGCGCUCACUCUAAACAAUGGUUCAUUUUGUUGAUUACUAAUCAAGUAUGUCAUGCUACUUGUUCAAUUACUUAUGGUUGUAAUGUGUUAAAACUAUGAAUGGUUUGCCAUAUUUUGGUAUUGAUCAA
This is a messenger RNA of Arachis ipaensis, 3623 nucleotides long. Lineage: Eukaryota; Viridiplantae; Streptophyta; Magnoliopsida; Fabales; Fabaceae. The record is from RefSeq and is a predicted model, not a curated record.